AUGCAUUCGUUCGUGCGUUCGUCGUGUGCCGUCGUCAAAAAUUCCUUUGUGCUGAACCAGUGCGGACGUCCCGUGUUGCUGAACGCUGCUGCUACAUUCCACACGUCGAAGAUGGUGCAAAUUAAGGAAGGGGACAAGAUACCUUCAAUCGAUCUGUUUGAGGAUUCGCCCGCCAACAAGGUAAACAUUGCGGACCUGUGCUCAGGCAAGAAGGUGAUCCUGUUUGCCGUCCCUGGAGCCUUCACGCCCGGCUGCUCCAAGACUCACCUGCCCGGAUAUGUCGACAAAGCGGGAGAUCUAAAAUCAUCCGGUGCGACCGAGAUCGUGUGUGUAUCGGUGAAUGAUCCGUUCGUGAUGUCGGCCUGGGGCAAACAGCACAACGCCAGCGGCAAGGUACGCAUGCUGGCCGACCCGGCAGCGGCAUUCACGAAGGCGCUCGAGCUCGGUGCCGAUCUGCCACCGCUGGGUGGGCUACGAUCGAAACGCUACUCGAUGGUGCUGGAGGAUGGCGUGGUUAAGUCGCUCAACGUCGAGCCGGACGGUACCGGUCUAUCGUGUUCGCUGGCUGACAAGAUCAAGCUGUAA
Anopheles marshallii is the source of this 585-nucleotide messenger RNA. It is a transcript of the gene Prx5, whose product is annotated as peroxiredoxin-5, mitochondrial. The transcript is spliced from 2 exons. Bases 1 to 585 code for a protein of 194 amino acids. NCBI's taxonomy places the organism in Eukaryota, Metazoa, Arthropoda, Insecta, Diptera, Culicidae. Gene Ontology annotation, cellular component: mitochondrion; cytoplasm; peroxisome. Gene Ontology annotation, molecular function: thioredoxin peroxidase activity. The record is from RefSeq and is a predicted model, not a curated record. Gene Ontology annotation, biological process: cell redox homeostasis; hydrogen peroxide catabolic process; cellular response to oxidative stress.